Molecule: messenger RNA, 2751 nt
Organism: Fulvia fulva
Lineage: Eukaryota; Fungi; Ascomycota; Dothideomycetes; Mycosphaerellales; Mycosphaerellaceae
Product: Ribonucleoside-diphosphate reductase large chain
Exons: 3
Coding region: 1-2751 (916 amino acids)
Biological process (GO): DNA replication; deoxyribonucleotide biosynthetic process
Cellular component (GO): ribonucleoside-diphosphate reductase complex
Molecular function (GO): ATP binding; ribonucleoside-diphosphate reductase activity, thioredoxin disulfide as acceptor
Source: RefSeq, a predicted model, not a curated record
AUGUUCGUCUACAAACGCGAUGGCCGCAAGGAGCGCGUUCAGUUCGACAAGAUCACAGCUCGCGUGUCGAGGCUCUGUUAUGGCCUCGACCCAGAGCACGUGGAUGCCGCAGCAAUCACCAUGAAGGUCAUUGCUGGUGUAUACCACGGUGUCACCACGAUCCAGCUCGAUGAUCUGGCAGCCGAGACCGCCGCAUACAUGACCGUCACUCACCCAGACUACGCGAUCCUUGCUGCACGUAUUGCAGUAUCCAACCUCCACAAGCAGACCAAGAAGCAGUUCUCCGCUGUGGUUCAAGAUCUGUAUGCAUACAUCAACCCCAAGACGGGCAAGAAGGCUCCCAUGAUCUCAGAGGAGACGUACGCAACAGUGAUGAAGCACUCCGAUGAGCUCAACUCGGCCAUUGUCUACGACCGUGACUUUAACUACCAAUACUUUGGCUUCAAGACCCUGGAGCGAUCAUACCUCCUCAGAAUAGAUGGCAAGGUCGCUGAGAGACCGCAGCAGAUGAUCAUGCGUGUGGCUGUUGGUAUCCAUGGAGAAGACAUUGAGGCCGCGAUCGAGACAUACAACUACAUGUCGCUGAAGUACUUCACACACGCCUCGCCCACUCUCUUCAGUGCUGGUACACCACAAGCGCAGCUGGCGUCCUGCUUCUUGGUGGCCAUGAAGGAUGACAGCAUUGACGGUAUCUACGACACUCUCAAGACUUGUGCCAUGAUCUCCAAGAACGCUGGCGGUAUUGGACUUCAUGUGCACAACAUCCGUGCUACUGGCUCAUACAUCGGUGGCACCAACGGCACAUCCAAUGGUCUUGUACCAAUGCUGCGAGUGUACAACAAUACGGCUCGCUACGUCGACCAAGGUGGCAACAAGCGUCCAGGUGCUUUUGCCAUCUACCUCGAGCCAUGGCACGCGGAUGUUUUCCAGUUCAUGGACCUCCGCAAGAACCACGGCAAGGAAGAGGUCCGUGCUCGUGAUCUCUUCUACGCCCUCUGGAUUCCAGAUCUCUUCAUGGAGCGUGUCGAGCAGAAUAGAACAUGGACUCUGAUGUGCCCCAACGAGUGCCCUGGCUUGUCUGACGUUUACGGCGAUGAGUUCAAGGAGCUCUACGAGCGUUACGAGAGAGAAGGCAAGGGCCGUGAGACCGUUCGUGCACAGAAGAUCUGGUAUGCCAUCCUCGAGGCACAGACCGAGACCGGCACACCUUUCAUCUUGUACAAGGAUGCCGCAAACCGCAAGAGCAACCAGAAGAAUCUCGGCACCAUCAAGAGCUCGAACCUGUGCACUGAGAUCAUGGAGUACUCCGCGCCGGAUGAGGUCGCAGUCUGCAAUUUGGCAUCGCUUGCGCUGCCAACGUACGUUGACAUCGAGAACGAGGUCUUUGACUUCAAGAAGCUUCACGAAGUCACCAAAGUUGUCACUCGCAACCUCAACAAGACCAUCGAGAUCAACUACUACCCUGUGCCAGAGGCACGCAAGAGCAAUUUCCGCCACCGACCUAUCGGACUUGGUGUCAAUGGUCUUGCUGACGCGUUCUUGGCUCUGCGCAUGCCAUUCGAUUCGCCAGAGGCGAAGGAGCUCAACAUUCAGAUCUUCGAGACCAUCUACCACGCUGCUCUUGAGGCUUCGUGCGAGCUGGCUGAGAAGCUUGGCCCGUACGAGACAUACCAGGGCUCCCCGGUGUCACAAGGUGAGCUUCAGUACGACAUGUGGGGCAAGACUCCUACCGACCUUUGGGACUGGGCGGCACUCAAGACCAAGAUCGCGCAGCAUGGUGUCCGCAACUCGCUCCUUGUCGCUCCAAUGCCCACUGCAUCGACCUCGCAAAUCAUGGGCUUCAACGAGUGCUUCGAGCCAUACACCAGCAACAUCUACUCUCGUCGUGUGUUGGCUGGCGAGUUCCAGGUCGUCAAUCCUUGGUUGUUGAAGGACCUUGUCGACCGUGGUCUGUGGUCAGAGAACAUGAAGAACCGCAUCAUCGCCGACAAUGGUUCCAUCCAGCGCAUUCCCAACAUCCCUGAUGACCUCAAGGCGCUUUACAAGACUGUGUGGGAGAUCAGCCAGCGCAACAUCGUGCAGAUGGCUGCUGAUCGUGGAGCCUUCAUCGAUCAGUCCCAGAGCUUGAACAUCCACAUGAAGGAGCCAACCAUGGGCAAGAUCACCAGCAUGCACUUCGCUGGCUGGAAGCUCGGCCUCAAGACUGGCAUGUACUACCUCCGAACACAAGCUGCAUCGGCUCCGAUCCAGUUCACUGUCGAUCAGGAGAUGCUCAAGGUCGCAGACACCAAUGUCGGAAAGUCUGGUGCUGCCAAGAGACGAAACAUCUCGGGCGCGUACAAUGCCGUCAGCUCUCCUAAGCCGGUCGCUGCACCAAAGCCACUGUACGAGAACAAGCAGCCAUCUCCAGCGGCCUUGGAGCCGCCCAAGGAUGUGGUUACGCCAGCAGCAACACCACCACCGGAGCAGAAGAAGCGCACUUUCGGCCGCACUUCGUCCGCAGUUGUCAACCCACCUUUCCCAGCCGACCAGGACGAGGGCGAAAGCCCAGAUGUCCUCGCCGCUGACGGCGUCAACGCCAUCCCUAAGGAGGAAGCUCUUCCCGAACCAGCCGUCAGCAUCGAGAAGAAGGCUGGCCAGGAGGAAGACAGCGAGGAGGUGAGCAAAGACCGCGAAGGCGACAUCUACGCUGAGGCUGUCCUCGCCUGCAGCAUAGAGAACCCUGAGUCGUGUUUGAUGUGCAGCGCUUAG